Molecule: messenger RNA, 758 nt
Organism: Camelina sativa (false flax)
Lineage: Eukaryota; Viridiplantae; Streptophyta; Magnoliopsida; Brassicales; Brassicaceae
Source: RefSeq, a predicted model, not a curated record
CAAAGGAAGGUACAUAUUUCUAGUUAAUUGCAAUAAUUAUGGUAAGUACGUAACAUUUUUAUGGUUAGUCAAGAAAAAUAUAAAUUUGAAACGUGGGUUUAAUUAGAAAUGCGGUUAAGGACUUUGAUGGAGUUUCUGAGAAAAUGCACUUGGCGGUCUCAGUUAGUGGGAACGAGGCAUUAGACUCUGUUUUGAAUGACUUCAAAGAGGGUUACUUGACUCUCUCAAGUAAUGAUCGGAACAAGUUACUUCUUGGAUUGGCGAAAGAAUAUUAUGUCGAUGACAUUCAAGUGGAACAACUCAUUGACCAAUAUCUCAUCAGACUACUCGAGAUUUUCCCACGCAAUGAGAUGGAACCGCAUGAUGAUCUCAAUGCAUUAUACUCCAUUGAGCGGAAUCUCAAGUAUGCCCUCCGGCCAGACUAUGAUAUUCUCUUCGACAGGCUACACAGAAGUUCCCGAGGAUUCAAGUUUUUGUGCACUCUCCAAGUAGACAUUCUAUCACUGCUCACAAAAGAGAAUGCGCCAUCGUUGCGAGCAUUAGAAUUGCAGCUUAAGGACAGGAUUCGAGGUUAUUGGUUAACAUGUGGAAUGAAUUGGAGGAGGGAAACAUAAACGUGGGAAGCAUAACAAUGGAUCAUGCAUGAGUGAAAGCCUCAAUUUUGUAGCGUGAUUAUCUUUGCUUUGUUUUUUUACCAUAGCAACCUAAACUCAGUUUAAUUUUUCAAAUUGUAUGGUGCUAAGGUAUGGACUUUAAUU